AUGGUUAAUAUUUUUAAAAAAGUUGAUAACUCUUCGUCGUUUGAAACUGAUCCUUUACUAGGAUCCAAGGAAAAAAUACAACCAUUUUGGAAGAAACCAUGGUUUACUCUUUUUAUUGUAAUACUAAUAAUUGUUGUUACUUCAACAAUUAUUUUGUACGUAUUUUUCCAUAAAAAUGGUUCACCAAACGAUAUUCAUUAUGCUGAGUCGGAGGCAAACAUCGUUAAAUUUAAUGCGGCAACGUUAUCGUAUAAUCCUGCAAAUGUCAGGUUCAAAUCUCAUCCAACUUCUAGGGUGUCGAGCAUAGCAACAACUAAUGGUGAUUACUUUAAAAAAUGUGCCCCAGACGUUACCUGUAACCCAGACGAUAAAUACAGGACAUUCAAUGGGUCGUGCAACAAUUUGCGUAACCCUAACUGGGGUGCUGCAUUAACACCAUUUUACAGGCUGAUAAACGCUGACUUCAAUGAUGGUAAUAAUACGCUUAGAGUUCAAUUAGAUGGAAGACCAUUGCCUAGUGCUAGACUAGUAGGCGUGAAAUUAUUUUAUAUGAGAGACAUUCGCAACUACGAUCAUGCCAAUAAUGAGUUAUUAGUUCCGUGGGGACAGUUUUUGACACACGAUAUAUCGUUCUAUCCUGAUGAUAUUCGAAAUGCCACUACUCCAGCUGAUUUGGAUCACUGUUAUGAAAAAGAUAAGACCAAAAUACCAUUUGAAUGUGAAACCGCUAUACCGAUAGCAGCAGAUGACCCAGUGUAUGGCCAAUAUAAUGUAACACUCUUUAAAUUUGUUAGAUCUACAACUUCGGUGAAUUUUAGCUGCCCUUUAACACCUAGAACUAUUCUCAACAGAAAUACACAAUAUAUAGAUGCAUCUCAUGUAUACGGCUCAAACAAAAAAACAGCUGAUGGGCUACGAACAUUUGUGAAUGGUAAACUUAGGUCACGGAUAUUAAAAAACGAAGAAUAUUGUCCUCAGAAUCCUAAUUCGGAAUUUAAAGAUGGUCCAUUAGGAAAAUCUGAUGUUCAAUUCGCCGCAGGCGAUGUCAACGUCAAUCAGAAUUUGGCUAUUGCAUUGUUUCAAAAUUUAUUUUUAAGAUAUCACAAUCAUUUGGCUGAAGAAAUACAGACUUUAAAUCCGUCAUGGUCCGACGAAAGAGUUUACCAAGAAACACGUAGAAUCGUAGGUGCAAUUAUACAAGUUAUAACCUAUGAGCAUUUCUUGCCAAUACUUCUAGGAGAUGAAUACAUGAAAGAGUAUGGACUCACUGGACAGACGAUCUAUGAUCCUUCAAUUAAUUCAGCUUUAGCACAAGAAAUGACAAGUGGUGCGUUCCGAGCUGUUCACAACAUUAUUCCCGCUAAAUUCAACUUAAUGACUGCAAACUAUUCAAUUAUCGAUGAAGUUGAGCCUUCAAGAGUGUUACUGCAGCCAGACUUGCUCAUAGGAAAUUUUGAUAACAUGUUACGAGGGUUCUUGGAAACACCAGGCCGAGCUGUACAACCAUCCUAUAAUAAUUUGAUUACAAAUAUCGUGUUCAAAAUACCAAAUUUGGAUGGAUACUCGGGAUUUGAUUUAAUGUCUUAUGAUAUUCAAAGGGGCAGAGAUAAUGGACUUCCACCAUAUAACAAAAUGAGACACAUUUGUGGCUUAAAAAAAGCAAACAAAUUUAAUGACUUAUCUGAUUUAAUUUCUUCAGAGGAUAUUGAAAUUUUGAAAUCGUUAUAUUCUACUGUGCACGACAUAGAUUAUAUUGUUGGUGCCCUCUUGGAAAAACCUAGAAAUGGAUCAAUGGUUGGUCCAUCAACUGCAUGUGUAAUUGGAGACAGUUUCUACAGGUUCAAAGCUGGUGAUCGUUUCUUUUAUGAUAUUCUAGGACAACCAGGAAGCUUUACCCCAGAACAAAUUAAAAGCCUGAAAAAGAUCACUCUUAGUCACGUUAUGUGUACAUCAUCAAACUUGGGUCACAUGCAAAAGGAAACAUUCAGAUUUGUUGACCACAAGUGGAUGUCAAGUAUUAAGUAUAGCUGUAAAUCAUAUAAGCUGGACUUAUCACCAUGGAAAGAAUUUUAA
This is a messenger RNA of Macrosiphum euphorbiae (potato aphid), 2073 nucleotides long. Lineage: Eukaryota; Metazoa; Arthropoda; Insecta; Hemiptera; Aphididae. The record is from the annotation of a GenBank genome assembly.